UUUUGUUUUGGCUGAAUCAGACGCACGGAAGGUUUGAUUAUUGAAAUAUCUGGAUUUGGUAAAUAUCUCUUCCCAUUCUAAUCCUGUACUGUUAUGGCCACCUAUGGUAUGGCAAAUGAGAGACUACGUGCUUUGGAGGAAAUCGAGCGUGAAAUAGCAGCCAUAUUAUUGAAUGCAGGAAAUGUAAUUUUAGAGCUUUCAAAAGAGAAGCCAAAUGAACGUGUGUUGGACAAACAGGCAACUCAGUUCACAGCUUCUGUGCAGAGAGUAGAGUCUGAACUCUCAGGGCAGAUCCGCUAUCUCACCCAGGUGGCCACUGGACAGCCACAUGAAGGCUCAAGUUACAGUGCUCGAAAAGAUGGCACGAUGGCUCUAAACAGAAUUGACUAUGCUCGGGUCAAGUUAGCAGAACUGAGUAGGACAUGUGACCAGAUGUUGGAACAGCCUUGAUAUGUGAAAUGGAAGAGCUUUGUAUGAUCCAUGUUCUCAUCAAAAGAAAGUUAGUGUGGCAAGAGUGUAAUCAGUAAAAUAAUUUCGUUCUGCACAUUAAUGAUAUAGCUGCUGGUCAGCAUCCCUGGAGGAGAAACGUGUAGGAACUCUUAAAGAAGGAAAUACACAUUAAACAUCAGUUUAUAUGACUUUCUGUGUCAUGUUUUUCUGUCUCAAGUCAGCUCAUUUAAAAUUGUAAUUUGCAAGCCUCUUUUGGAUGUUUAUAAAUUAGCAGUGGUCUGAAUUUUCUUGUUAAUCUUAUGCUUAUCUUUGCUUGAAAUGAAAACAACUGUUGCACAAUUUAUUAGUGGCAAGAAAAAGUGCUCGCCAUGUGACCAUUGAAUUUAGUGUGAAAAGAGACAAGGAAAUUGCUAUUUUUCAAGAUCUAUCAGUUAAUAGAGCUUCUCCAUCAGAAACCUGCAUUGAAAAGAUUUUUAAAUAUAUAAUUUUGUAAUUUCACAUGGGGCUAGCCAUAUUCUUCAUUUCCCAGGUGUCCCCAGUCAUGUAACUUGUGCUCUGAUAAACUUCAAUCAUUCUUUACUGCUGCGCUGCAAGUUUGUUUGUCGAAAAAUCACAUGAUUUUAAGAAUUCGGAUUUGGUUCGUCCAGGACCAUGGAUUCGGCUGAAUCUGAAUCCUGCUGAAAAAGGCUGAAUAUCAAACUGAAUCCUGGAUUUGGUGCAUCCCUAAAAAUUUUAAAUGGUAGAGUGAAUUAUGUGCUAUGUAAACAAGUGUAAAAGUGUAAAAGUCCAAGUGUACACUAAAAUUACUUUGUUUAAUUGCUUAAAGUGAUACUGACAUGAAAAAACUACUUUUCAAAAUAUGAAUGUACAUAUAAAGUUCCCUAUAGGUCAUAUUGAUCAUUUUUGGCUGAUAGGGCUGCUUUUGUAUGUAACUGAUACUUGGAGUUCCUGUUUUGCCAAUCUGACAGUCCCUUCUCAGCCUGUCAGUUAUAGCUUCUAAUGCUAACGGACUCCUGCAGUUUAAAUAUGGCAGCCCCCUCAUAGAGGAACAUGGGGGAUCAGAUAAGAAAUGUAAAAGAAUUGGGCAACUACACUUAAGGCAAAAUUAUAAAGCUCAUGCAAAGACAAUGUUAUGUUAUAUUUAAAAACAGUUUAAUUUCUGGUGUCAGAAUCUCUUUAAUGUGGUGGGAUACAUGUGUUUUUGUAGUUGUAUAACUUAAAGGGCAAUGACACACAAGUAGAUUUGGCACCUGCGGUAAUAAAGGGGCUACCAUGGGUGACAAAUGUCACGAGAAUGCCACCCCUUUGCAAAUAUUUGAAUCAUUUCUAGUAUAUUACAUUACUUGUAGUAGUUUGGCUUAAUCUUUGGAAAUGUUAAAGAAGACAUUUCCCCGUGAUUAAGCCGAAUUGCCACGAAUAAUGUAAUUUAUUUGUGGCAGGUUAAAUGUUAGCAAAGGGGAUCGUUUAUUCAGGAGAUAUGUAGCCCGAGAAAGCACAUUUUUACUGCAAGCGACAAAUUUCCUUGAGUGUCAUUGCCGUAAUUCAUACUACUGCUAUAUCUGUAUGACUUUUUCACCAGCAUGCUUUGGUUGGCCAUUCUUCAAAUGAUGAGAAACAAUGCCUGCUUUUUUUUUUUUUUUUUUUUUUUUUAGGGUGUGUCACACAAUGGUAUUUUUUGAAGUGACUCUGCUGCUACACUAUAAAAAAUGCAAUAAGGGUGUGGCCCAGGAGCCACUGGAGGUGUAAAAUAGUCUAAAUCCUGCCAAAAAAAUGAAAAAAAAUCAGUCCUUCAGAAACAAUUAUUUAUUCAGCUCCAAUAGGAAAAUUGAAAAAUACAAAUUUAUAGUAAACCUUUAAACAAUCACCAUUUCAAAAUAUAGUUUAGUGGUGUAAUUUGUAUUUGUGUAGUUCUCCGGUGAGCCUUAUGAUUUCAUGUUGUCCCUUUAUUUAUGAAGUAGUAAUUGUGUAAGUGAGUGCAUUGGAUGUUCUAAAUAAAUGCUUUUCUUUAUAUAAAAAAAAAA
This is a messenger RNA of Xenopus tropicalis (tropical clawed frog), 2471 nucleotides long. RefSeq names its product mediator complex subunit 11 (gene med11). Gene Ontology annotation, cellular component: nucleus; mediator complex. Gene Ontology annotation, biological process: regulation of transcription by RNA polymerase II. NCBI's taxonomy places the organism in Eukaryota, Metazoa, Chordata, Amphibia, Anura, Pipidae. The record is from RefSeq and is marked provisional. Gene Ontology annotation, molecular function: transcription coregulator activity.